GAUAAGAUUAUCUUCAUUUCCAUUACUUCUUGUGUCUUAAAUUUUGUGUGUAUGUAAAGUGAAGGUGAAUUCCACUCAUACUCAAAUAUUAUUCUCUAUGAAGCUUCUUUGCAUCUAUAAGCAGCCACCAUCAUCACCUUUUGCAUCAGUUUCUAAACUGUUAUUAAAUAAUCAUAAAGCCAUAUUCAAAAACGUUUCUUCAUUUUCUUUAUGUUGUAAAGUUCAUGCAUUGAAGGAAGAUUCAAAGCAAUAUGAGAUAGAUCCAGAGAAGGCGAAAGAAGCCCUCAAAGAGCUUGACCAGAAAAUCCAAUCUAUCUCUAAUAAACAAGUUUCAUCUCCUCCAAAACUCAAGGUUUUAGAUAUGAAGCCUACGAGAGAGGGAAUGAUAAGUGAGAAUGGGAAGCUAGAAAUUUCAGAGUCGUUUCUUGCACUUGGAGCUGGUGCACUUGUUCUAUUUACUAUAUUCUACAAUGUACUUUUUAUUACUGUAAUUAAGCCAUCUAUUGAUGGUCCAUAGCCUAGAUCUAGGAGAAGUGUUUGACAUUAAUAUAUGUGACAUCAAGAUAUAAUUUUCUCA
Molecule: messenger RNA, 577 nt
Organism: Lathyrus oleraceus (garden pea)
Lineage: Eukaryota; Viridiplantae; Streptophyta; Magnoliopsida; Fabales; Fabaceae
Exons: 2
Coding region: 98-517 (139 amino acids)
Cellular component (GO): chloroplast thylakoid membrane
Source: RefSeq, a predicted model, not a curated record